Messenger RNA from Lactuca saligna, 948 nucleotides. The record is from the annotation of a GenBank genome assembly. NCBI's taxonomy places the organism in Eukaryota, Viridiplantae, Streptophyta, Magnoliopsida, Asterales, Asteraceae.
AUGGGCGUCCUCUACAAAUGCCGCUUUAUAAUUUUUACUAAACGCGCGUUUCUGGACUCCUUGAUAGACAUCACCAACAACAAUAGCUUCCAUCACAAUUUGUGGUUUCUUUCGGACUCCACCGUUACAACAUCGCACCACAGCACUAGCCUUGAGCCACCACCACACUGCCUUCGCAACAGCCCAGAACCACCACUACACCCCCCACAGGUCUUUCAACAAACCCUAAAAAGUCGCAAUCAGUUGUCGCUUUACAGAUUUAAGAGUCUUGGUUGUCGUGGAUAUUGUCGAUGUUUCCUCUUCUACUAUCAACUCUCUCAGUUUUCGCUGUUGGUAUUGGUGGUGCGACGGCGUGGGUUGCCAGUGGCGGUGACUGGAGUCGUUGUGGUCUUCAAGUCUCGCAAAUCGAUUGCAUCAUCACAGUUCAGUUUUACCGCUAUUAGUUCCGAUCAAUUUAGUCUACGUAACGUCGGUCACCACCAUGGUCCAAGCCACCGUCGCUCUCCACCACCGAUUGUCUCUACAGGUCAAUUAACGUCUAUUAUUUUAAAUUACGAUGCCUUAAAGAAGAAGAACGCUUCCAAAAGACAUCAUCCCCGGGGACAGCGGGUUUCAUUUCCAGACUUGCUUUUUGAUUUGUUGUAUAUCCCGUGGUCUCUUCCAUCAGGUAUCUUUAUUUGCUCUUAUUUUCAACAUAUAGGAGAUCGUCGUCUAAUCAAACGUCCAAUAAGAGAUGGAAAAGGUGAAUUUCAUAUGGCUUGCCCUCUUCAAGACAGUAGACUGCGUGUCCAUUACAAGGGCAUGCUUCUUGAUGAGAAAAAGACAGUUUUCUAUGAUACAAAAGCUAAUAAUGAUGAGGAACCUUUGGAGUUUUCUUUCGGGGAAGGUCUUGUACCUGAAGGUUUUGAGAUGUGUGUUCGACUGAUGUUGCCUGAAGAGGCCAAAUAA